Acipenser ruthenus (sterlet) is the source of this 4408-nucleotide messenger RNA. RefSeq names its product ligand-dependent nuclear receptor-interacting factor 1. The record is from RefSeq and is a predicted model, not a curated record. Bases 702 to 3209 code for a protein of 835 amino acids. Gene Ontology annotation, biological process: regulation of DNA-templated transcription. Gene Ontology annotation, molecular function: nuclear retinoic acid receptor binding. Lineage: Eukaryota; Metazoa; Chordata; Actinopteri; Acipenseriformes; Acipenseridae. The transcript has 5 exons.
GUACGGGGGCUCUGUUUUCUUGAUAAACAAACAGACAUACCCAACACUGAGAUGCCUGUAUAACACUGAAAUAUUAUACAGGCCCUUAUUUAGUCAGUUAUUCAAAAUAACCGCUACGUUUCUCUGUCUUUUUUUGUCCAAUAUGGCGUCUUUUUUCCCAAUAUAUAUUUACAUAUGUUUUUAAUAAAUAUUGGGAGACAGAAGAGCAUUUCUUUGUGUGAGUUUCAGCGACGGCGUAUUAACUGGGAGUUAAUAUCAGGUCUGUGCUUCGGAGGCGGACAUCCUCCAUUUUCACAGAGUUGUCCCUUCUCCUCCCGAGCAGCGCCGGUGAGUCGCGGUACUGCAGCUCAGAAGCGGACUCGCACACUAGCUGUGUGGGAGCGAAGCGCUCAAAUAAAAACACGUUUUCUGUAGCGUACCAGCAGAAGAUGGGACAAGUCCCUCUAGGCUGCUUGAAACCCUGAAACGAAGAACGGAUGUUACGCAAAUGAGUUGCCAAUAUAUCUAACGUUUUCUUUUGCUUUUAGGGUCUUCUGUUGCAAUACAUUGCGAUAUACCCUAAGAAGAACUACAUAUAUAUUUAUAAGUAUUCAUAACUGCGUACCCCCCACCCCCCCAAAUAACCCAGCGUCGCAAUUGAACUGUUAUUAUUACAAGAGGAGUACUUGCAUUGAAAUCGCGUUGAGGAUUAUUUGGCAGAUAUGAAUAACAUAAAGCAAAUAUCAAUCCAAAGCAUUGCUGGUGGCAUGUAUCAGGUAUUGCCUGCUGUGGGUGCAGAUGGAAAAAAUAUCUUAAAACUUAUUCCGGUUCAGAAAGCCGAUGGAAAAUACAUUCGAUCUGUUACAAGUACUAAUGCAGCAAGCAGUUACAAGCAGGCUGUUGUCGAACCUGCUAGAGUUGUCACGCCGACAAAUAUCCGCUUCACCACAACUGACAUUUCUCAAAGCCAGCUGCCCAUUCUACAGCAAACGAGUCAAAUAAAAUACAUUAUUAAAAGUCCUUCAAAUGGACCAGUUACGCUAAACCAUAUGGGGAGAAGGCCAGUCGAGGGAAAUGGUACUUUGCCAUCGACAAGUUCUUCGGUUCAAGUUUCCCCGGGUCCAGUUCUGCCCAGACAGAAUCAGAACCUGGUUCUGGUACCAACAAGUAUGGUCAGUUCUGAGGGCACGUUUUCUACGCUUAAUCCAAAACAUCUGCCUAUCACAUUGAAGUCAUCGGUGUUUCCCAACGGACAUCUCCUCCAGAUUCCUGUUAAUGCAAAAGUGAAGACCGUACCAGCAAGUGCACUGCCACCAGUCAUUCAGCAGAAAAUACAUGCUACGUCUGUCAGUAGCGGCUCAGGAACGCCUGAACCUAAAACAAAUUUACACACUGUUCUGUAUGUGACGCCAGUGAACACUGUUAGAAUGGCAACUACCAAGCCAACCAUUCAUCCAUCACCUACAGCUGAGUCACAGAGCCCAAACCUGAAGACCACACAACAGUCUGUAAAGACUACCCCUGUUAAGGGGCCAUCAGGACCUUCUAGGUUUUGUAGCUCAAAUAAUCAGAGUCAAGGGAAACCAAUCAAAUGGGUAGUGGAAGAAUACCCAGAUUCUCCAGCACCGUACAUUGUUCCUGUCAACAAGCCCAACAAAAACAGCAUGUCUACAAACAUCUUUAAAAGUAUUGAAAAGAGUGCGGAACACGCUGCCCCACCGCCAGCCGUUUCCCAAGAAAGCCAGUCCCAAAUCUCUUCGGGAAAAGACAACGCUUUGGUCAUGUGCAAUGGGAAAGUCUUCUUUCUGGCCAAGCAAAGCCCUGAAUUAACUGUACCACCAGUUCAAAAACAGGACGCUAACGAAGCUGCCCAGAGGAUCAACAAGGAGACGUCGCAGAGCACUGAUUGUGUUAAACACCCUGACGUAGAUUUUGAAAUCGUCUCGACCCAAAGCCUGCGUUCAGCAACGUCAGGAGCUGUAGUUCCAGGAGGUGCCCGUAGGGACGACACCACGCCAAUCAUAAUAACAGAUGAUGCAGAUGAUUUAAGCAGCGAGGUUCAGGAGGUUGGCUAUUCAAAGCCUGAUGUGAUAUUUGUCUCCUAUAUAAAGCCAAAAAAGCUCCCUGUAGCAAACGUUGAAGGAGGAUCCGUUCCAGAAAUACUGACCAUUAAAGAUGAUGAACCCAAAAAGAGCUCUACAGAUCCAGUUCAAGGAUUUAGUGCAGAUGUUUUGGAAGACAAAAGCUGUCAAUGUGAAAGUGAUAGCCAGCUAAGGAAGAGGUUUGAAAUCACUUCCGAUGUUCGAAUCUGCUUAGAAAAAAUUCAACCCCAAAUGUUAACAACAACCUCAGCAGAAGCGAUCUCGUCAGUCGCGUCUACAAGCAGGUGCCCUCUGGAAGGGAUCAGGAAAUUAAUUCAGGAGUCAAACGCUAUAAUCAGAACUAAGAAGAGCGCUCCAGCGACGGUUGAAGUAAAAGUGGACGAAGGCAAACCUGCACCACAAAAAAGAAAAAGUGAAAGCAGCCCUCCAAGCACAAAGAAGAGCAGAGUAGAGAGUCCAGAAAGAAACUGUGAAGCCGACUGUACCGCGCAAAGUCCCAUUACAUCUACACCAGAACCGCCUUCCCUAUCGCUGCCAACGGCAAACCCAAGCACAGGCAUGAUGGAAACAGAAGAGGCAGUGCCAUCCUGCUCAGACACCCUCGGUACCGUAUCUCAGCAGCUCUGCAGCCAAGCAGCUUGUGAGCAACACGUUGGGAAGGCUGCUGGCACCAGUACAGACCAGCACUGCUUAGUGGAGGCUGCUGGCACCAGUACAGACCAGCACUGCUUAGUGGAGGCUGCUUGCACCAGUACAGACCAGCACAGCUUAGUGGAGGCUGCUGGCACCAGUACAGACCAGCACUGCUUAGUGGAGGCUGCUUGCACCAGUACAGACCAGCACUGCUUAGUGGAGGCUGCUUGCACCAGUACAGACCAGCACUGCUUAGUGGAGGCUGCUGGCACCAGUACAGACCAGCACUGCUUAGUGGAGGCUGCUGGCACCAGUACAGACCAGCACUGCUUAAUGGAGGCUGCUUGCACCAGUACAGACCAGCACAGCUUAGUUGAGGCUCCAGUGGAGUUUGAUGAAGUUGUCCGAGAUGAAAAAAUCAAAAGGUUAAAAGAUAUGUUAAAGCAGCAGGAAGCAGCUCUUGAAUUGAUUAGGAGUAAGAGACGUGUGCCAUGAAGCUGAUCAAAACAAUUGCCGUACAUGUAUUUAUAUUGAUUUGUGUCUGUCUUUUUUAAUUUAAUUUUUUUUUGUAGUAGUAAUAUUCCAAAAAAUGUGCAGUUCCAUUUUAUUAGCAACAAACAUGAUUUAAUAAAUCAACACUGAAUUCGAAACCUUUAGUUAAUAGGACCAAAUUAUAUACAAUACAUCUGCAUUUAAUGUUAAAGAUAUCAUUUCAGUUUAUCAUUUAAUAUUUAAACAAAAGCAUAUAAACAGCUGUAUUUAUUUGCCUUGUAAUUGUUUCUAAAUCAAAGUUACACCGUGUUUCACAGCCUUGUCACACUACCUACAAGAUGCAGAGUGAAAUGGAAAAGGGGCUCAGUUUGAAUGCAUGGUUCCUAAGAGUUAAAUGCAGUGUUAUUUGUGUAUAUAAUGUGUUCCUUCAAUCACACAGAACACUUCCAAGACUUUAAAAUCAAUCGCCCCUAUUAUUAGCAUUAUCCUCAUUACUGCUAGCUCCCUAUUUGUUGCUGAAGAUCUUUUGGUUCUUUUAGUAGUACAUCACAGGGCCUGAGUGCAGCUAAAAACUGAGGCUACAGUGAAGCCUUGUAAUAUUUGCAUGGACCAAACUGAAGUAGAAAAUACAAGGAAAGAACCAAAACCUAUUGAACAAAAUCUUUUUUUUUUUUUCCUUGCUCAGAAGUGAGUAUAAACAGAAGUUGUCUUUUUUUUUUUUUGCUGUGUCAUGGAAAAAGACAGUAUUACAAUUGCCAGAGAAUCCAGACAUGUUAGUUUAGAAAAAGACACUUCUCAAAAGAAGGAUGGGACGUUCCUGGCAAGUAGCUGUAGCUUGUUUCUGCAUUUAAAUGGAAUGCGUCACAGUGCAGAGUGCUUGCUUUAGAACAACAUGUUGCUACAGAUGCAGAAGUUCUGUAUUUGCAUAGUGUUUGUUUAUAUAUAUGUAUUCACAAAAUAUGCAUUAUUCUAUUCUUUCUGAGCCUUAUGAAGUGUUGUAUUCAAAGCAAUGCAGUCCGAACCAUUUACAGCUGAGGUGUCACGUAUGGGUGACCUAGGCAAAUGAAUAAAAUGGGCUUCUUUACACAGGAAGUGGUGAAAUGGUUUUGAUUGGCCCUCUAUAAAUUAAAAAAAGUUACCUUGCUUUGCAGGUGGGCAGUAGAUUUAAAUUUAGUUUUAUUUAUUUAUUUAUUUCAAACUUU